This is a messenger RNA of Lontra canadensis (Northern American river otter), 1395 nucleotides long. RefSeq names its product basic proline-rich protein-like. Bases 1 to 1395 code for a protein of 464 amino acids. The transcript is spliced from 4 exons. Lineage: Eukaryota; Metazoa; Chordata; Mammalia; Carnivora; Mustelidae. The record is from RefSeq and is a predicted model, not a curated record.
AUGCAGGGGACCACGCCCGCGAAGGACCCCGAGCCACUCAGGCCCCCAGGGCCAUGCCCCCCCCAGCACCGCAGCCAGGGCCUGUGGCUCCCGGAGCCUGGGGAGCUGAGUGCCUCUACGGCCUUCUUUGGCAGAAGAGGAAACCGAGACCCAGGAAAGCGUCUUACACCAACCAGCUCAGCCCGGGGUGAUGGCCGCACCCGCCUGAAGACCCCGUGCCUGUCCAGCAACAGACGAGGGGUCUACCCUGCACUGCCCACUAAAGCCUCAGGCAGCCUCGGUCUGCAGGAAACAGGGCCAGGGGCAGGGGCUCGGCUCCAGAAGGGCACGAAGGCUCCAGCGGCAGGCGGGACUGUGGGAACCGCCCAGGCCGCGCCUUCCCUCUCGGAGGAGCCCACAGCCCGGGGGCCGCCCGUGAGCUCCGGGCCGGUGUCCCCAGCCCGGCCGCAGCCUGGCGGCUUCUCCGCGCUCCGCGCGCCCGCAGAGGAGGGCAGCAGUGGGGCCCAGCCUGCGGCCUGGCCCGCCCUCCGUGACCCCCCCACCCCCCGCGCCUCGGGCAAGGUCGGUGCGGCCUCGGCGGCUCCCCAGCCCUGCGGGGCCGAAAGCGCGCGGGGCUUCCCCUCCGCGGCCGGGCCUGGCGCCACGCAGGUGGGCCUGGGGCGCGCCCUGCCCUCCCUCGGCCGCGCCACAGGUGCGGCCCCGCCCUUCCGCCCGCCUCCCUCCCACCCGGCUCCUCCCCACCCGGCUCCAGUGCCGCGGUGGCCUGCGGCUGGCCCUCGGGCCGGCCCUGCGCUCGCCCUCCGCGUGCGGCCUCCCCCGGCGGCUCCUCCAAGAGCCGGGCGGCGGGACCCUCGCGGAGCCCAGCGCCCGGCGGCCCGCUGGAGGAGGGGCGGCGCCCGGCCAGUCAUCGUCACCGUGGACCCCCGAGUCCUGCUCGCUCCCCACACAGCGACCCUCGGAGCCGGGACCCCGCCAGGCGCCCCCGCGCCAGAACCAGGCCCCUACCGCACCACACCCCCGAUUCCGGCCCCGCCCCCGCCCCGAGGCCCCGCCCCGUCCACGCCCCCAGCCCUCAUUGGUUCUCCCCCCGGGACUCCGCCCCCGGCCUGGGGCCCUGCCCUCGUUCCCGUCGCCCCCAGCGCCGCACGGCUCCGCCCCCCGCCCCUGCGUGAGUUCGGACCGCCUCUCCACCCCUCGCGCUCCCGCCCCCCGCCCCUGCCGGCUCCCACGUCGCCUCCAACCCUCACGGCUCCGCCCUCAGCCGGAUUCCCGCCCGUGUUUACGUCGCCCCGCCCCCUCGCGGCCGCGCCCCCGGUCCCUGCCCGCGUUCACGUCGCCCCCAGCGCCGCACGGCUCCUCCCCGCACGCUGCCCGUCGGUUCUGCCCCUGAGCUAG